GGAGCCGCUGCACUGAUACACAAGUGAAAACCCUCAGUUUCAAACCGAACACUCAACAGCAGUUUCCAGUUAGGUGUGGAAUUGCAAGAGCCGUAGAGAAGAUGUUGGUGCUAAACUGUUCUACCAAAUUAAUGCUGCUGGAGAAAAUGUUGAAGAGUUGCUUUCCUGAAUCACUCAAGGUUUAUGGAGCAGUGAUGAACAUAAAUCGUGGGAAUCCCUUCCAAAAGGAAGUGGUAUUGGAUUCAUGGCCAGACUUCAAAGCUGUCAUCACCCGGCGACAGAGAGAGGCUGAGACAGAUAACCUUGACCAUUAUUCUAAUGCCUAUGCUGUGUUCUACAAGGAUGUCAGGGCUUACCGACAGCUAUUGGAAGAGCAUGAUGUUAUUAACUGGGACCAAGUUUUUCAAAUACAAGGGCUGCAGAGUGAGUUAUAUGAUGUCUCCAAAGCCGUUGCCAACGCAAAGCAGUUGAAUGUAAAACUAACUUCCUUCAAGGCCGUUCAUUUUUCUCCUGUUUCAACUCUUCCAGACACCAGUUUCCUGAAAGGGCCUUCCCCACGACUCACCUACCUGAGCGUCACAGAGGCUGAUCUACUCAACCGGACUUGGUCUCGGGGUGGCAAUGAGCAAUGUCUCCGCUACAUCGCCAACCUCAUCUCCUGCUUCCCCAGUGUGUGCAUCCGUGACGACAAGGGAAACCCAGUCUCCUGGUCUAUCACAGACCAGUUUGCCACCAUGUGCCAUGGCUGCACCCUGCCAGAGCAUCGCAGGAAAGGUUAUAGCCGGCUGGUGGCCCUCACACUGGCUAGGAAGUUGCAAAGCCGGGGAUUCCCCUCUCAGGGAAAUGUCCUGGAUGACAACAUGGCAUCUAUAAGCCUCCUGAAGAGUCUGCAUGCUGAAUUCUUACCUUGUCGUUUUCAUAGGCUUAUUCUCACCCCUGUGACUUUCUCUGGCCAGCCUCGCCUCUAG
This is a messenger RNA of Propithecus coquereli (Coquerel's sifaka), 968 nucleotides long. It is a transcript of the gene GLYATL3, whose product is annotated as glycine-N-acyltransferase-like 3. Gene Ontology annotation, molecular function: glycine N-acyltransferase activity. NCBI's taxonomy places the organism in Eukaryota, Metazoa, Chordata, Mammalia, Primates, Indriidae. Gene Ontology annotation, cellular component: mitochondrion. The transcript has 6 exons. The record is from RefSeq and is a predicted model, not a curated record. Bases 102 to 968 code for a protein of 288 amino acids.